CUUGGGGCUUGAUCUGCGAAUUGGGCCAAAAUUGCCCACAAUUAAUCACCGUCAAACUCACGCGCUCCUCCAAUCCCUUUCCGGCCGAUCAGAGUUUGUGCAGACGGCAGCUCAAAAUCAUUACAGUGCACUCAGUCUCAAGCUCCCUCCGGCGAGCCACUAAAUUUCUCUAUACAAACGCGAUAUGGCAAUCUCAUUGGAUGGUGUUAGGGACAAGAAUUUGAUGCAGCUGAAGAAGCUCAACACCGCCCUCUUCCCUGUCCGCUACAACGACAAGUACUACACUGAUGCACUCGCUUCCGGCGAAUUCACCAAGCUAGCAUACUACAGUGACAUUUGUGUUGGUGCAAUUGCAUGUAGGAUUGAGAAAAAGGAAGGGGGUGCUGUUCGUGUGUACAUCAUGACCUUGGGCGUUUUGGCUCCUUAUCGUGGAUUAGGUGUUGGUUCAAAGCUGUUGAACCAUGUACUUGAUCUCUGUGCAAAGCAAUGCAUCAGUGAGAUUUACUUGCACGUCCAGACAAACAACGAUGAUGCCAUCAAGUUUUACAAGAAAUUUGGGUUUGAGAUUACGGAGACCAUCCAAAAUUAUUACACAAACAUUACACCCCCAGACUGCUACGUUGUUACCAAAGUCAUCACCCAAAUCCAGGAAAAGAAAUAGCUUCAAAUUUCCAGUUAUGGAUUUUCCAGAUUUUUUGCUUGCUAUUGUUUUCAUUGGAAUGCAAUUUUUAUUUCUUUCUUGCACUCUGUGUAAGAAAUCUGUUGUAUGAAGAGUUAGCAAUGUAGAAGAAACACAUUUUUUAUCCAUUCAAGAUAACAGUCACUGGUUGAGAAUACCUGCCCCUAAAAUGCAAAUAUCUCCUGGCAUGUUUUAUGUAUGCAAUAUGCAUACACGAGGAGUCUAAAAUAUUAUUACUGAACUAUUGAUAUAAUAUUGUAACUUAUUUUAUGAAAAUAUGUCAAUUUGUAUACCACUAUACCAGUGUUGGGAAAUAAGGAUGUUUUUAGUUGGAUUGAA
Messenger RNA from Cuscuta epithymum, 1018 nucleotides. The record is from the annotation of a GenBank genome assembly. NCBI's taxonomy places the organism in Eukaryota, Viridiplantae, Streptophyta, Magnoliopsida, Solanales, Convolvulaceae.